This is a messenger RNA of Polypterus senegalus (gray bichir), 2628 nucleotides long. RefSeq names its product nuclease EXOG, mitochondrial-like. Gene Ontology annotation, molecular function: 5'-3' exonuclease activity; RNA endonuclease activity; single-stranded DNA endonuclease activity. Gene Ontology annotation, biological process: apoptotic DNA fragmentation. Gene Ontology annotation, cellular component: mitochondrial inner membrane; nucleus. NCBI's taxonomy places the organism in Eukaryota, Metazoa, Chordata, Cladistia, Polypteriformes, Polypteridae. The transcript has 10 exons. Bases 96 to 905 code for a protein of 269 amino acids. The record is from RefSeq and is a predicted model, not a curated record.
UCUGGUUCAGGGAGUUUUCGUUGUCUUUGCCGGGAAAACCGAAAGGGUAGGCUGUUGCGAGCGAGGCUCGGCGAAGGACCAGCGGAACGCAGGGCAUGUUGGCACGGCUUCGUAAACUUGUGGGUUCCGGCCGCUUCCUAGGAGGCCUGGUAUGCGGGACGGCACUGGGCGCUGCGUGCUGUUACGCCGUGACGCGGCCAAGCCCGAAGCAGCAGCCCGUAGAUGAUGAGAGCGUACUGGAGAAGUAUGGGCUGCCAAUGACAGGUGCAGAAAUCCGAUAUUAUACCAACCAUGUGUUAUCGUAUGACCAGGCCAAGAGGACACCAAAAUGGGUCAUUGAACACCUCAACAAUGAGAAGCUGUUGGGCAGUGCAAAUCGGAAGGACUGCAAAUUCAGACCCGAUCCUAGCAUUCCUGCUCUCUUCACAGCCAGAAAUGAGGACUACAUCAGGAGUGGCUGGUCUCGUGGACACAUGGCCCCAGCAGGUGACUACAAAUAUUCACUGCAGUCAAUGACAGAAACAUUUUACCUCUCCAACAUUGUGCCACAGAACUACGAAAAUAAUGCUGGCUUUUGGAACAGACUAGAAAUGUAUUGCCGGGAGUUGACUCAGCGCUUUGAUGAUGUAUGGAUUGUUUCUGGACCUUUGAUGUUACCCAAAGAAGGAACUGAUGGAAGCAAGUCUGUUUUCUACAAGGUGAUUGGAAAUGAUGAGGUUGCUGUCCCAACUCAUCUUUACAAAGUUGUGUUGGCCCAAAGAAGCAAUGGGCCCUCCAGGUCGCUGGCUUUAGGAGCCUUUGUUGUUCCCAAUGAACCAAUUGGCUUUGACCAUCAGCUUCCAGAAUUUCAGAUGAGCCUGGAGGACUUGGAGAAGAAAUCAGCCCUGCAGUGUACUGACGCCUAAUCCGAGGUUUGUUCUCAAAGCUGCCAGGAUAACCUGUGACGCACAUCACCCUGAAAGAGAGCAACUUAAGUGAAGAAGAAGCCCGACACAUCUUGAGUGUAGGACCACAUGCUUCUGCUGACCAGAUACUGGAUGCGUAUCGAGACGCAUUCAAGAGGAGAAUUCCAAAAGCGAAGGAUGCAUUUACUCUCCUUUACCGUGUUACCGUGGAGAGGCAGGUGUGGACACACUUUAUCGAAGGAGACAGUAAGAAGUUUAAAGGUUUUUGUUUAGCAUUCAUGAUUGGGAGGCUAUUCAAUGAAUUGUCAUUUGUUAAGGGGAAAUUAUACACAAAAGUUACAAAGUACCAUAUGUAUUAUUGUGGAAUCGUGACACAAUCCAAUCCCAGCAUCACAUCCACACGCCACCUGUCCACAUUGUAUUUCCCGCUGACUACGCCAAAUGUAUUGUUGAGGAGUCAAACCACAAUCCAUCCCAGGUUGUGCAAUUUUUUCACACUGGGAACUACCAGUGGUCAACUGCGAACCAGCAACAUCUGGAUUACAAAGGUCCCUCAGAAGCAGUGUUCCUAAUGCGUAAGCUAAAGGAGAACUCUGCUGGAUGUUCACACAUGGACUGACUGCGCUGACCUCUUCAUUGUGAUGUCAACCAAGCUCUCUCUGUCACAAUCCCGCCAUACUGUACAGCACUCCCUCAACACCAUGGAUGAAUAUAAAAAUGGUAGUACUUUGAGAAAAUUGUAUAUGAAUAGGGACUGGAAUCCUAUGUUAGGCUGAAUGGCCUUCAAAGUUGUUCUUACAUUUAUUGAAGCAAAUGUUUCCAUUGUAUUGUAAAGACAGAGAUUUGUCUGUAUUGGUUUCUUUUUUAGUUUCUUAAUAUAUCAGAAUAACACAAAUGCCAGAUUUAUUAAUGUCUUCAUGCUGGCCAGUGGUGAUUGGUGUGUGUGUCUCCUAUGAUUGGUACUGUCCAGACAAAGGGGGGUUUCUGCCCAGUACUACCAGGACAGAACUCUGCCCUGAUGUGAUUCCAAAUUGGAAAAGGCCAGUUCAGUGGAUGGAGAUAUUUCUGGAUGGACAUUACACUGAUAUUGAAUAUGAAGGUCUAGACUUGAAUACACAGAUAUUUUUUAAUUGGAUUUAUUACCUCUGGAGCUCACAGUAAUGUCAUAAACAUGCUGUUACUGUAUGUUGUUAUCUGUUGUCUUUCUGCCAUGUAUGCAAUGGGGAAGCAUUUGGUCUCUGUCAUCAACAAAAGCCAGAACAUAAAAUGGGAGAAGUUGCAUUUUUAUUAAGGGAUUUAACAUCAGAAAUUGAAAAUAACCAGUAUACCCAAUACAUUUCUCUGAUGGUAGAAAUCUGAUAAACAAAAUCAUAAUCUGUUUGGAUUUGUGUUUGUCUGUUAGUAAUUUAUCUGCUUUGCUGUUGGUUUUGAUUUAAAAUUUAAGAUACAUGUCAUAUCAUGGAACAGGGGUUAUAAUGGGAGGAGGGCAGCCUGAAAUAUAGCGCCGACACAGGGAGUGCAGUUCUCAUCAGGCAGUAGGACUACGCUGGACCUGAUGGAGGAUGUUGUCUUACAUAGCGCAUACACAGUUUUCUACUCUGUUAGUCUUAGUAAUAGUUUUGUUGUCUUGCUGGAUUACUCCUUUUGUCUCAUCAUGGUUUAUGUUUAACAAUGUCGAAUUGUCUAAUUGUUAAUAAAAGGAAUGUGAAAAUGACUCGACUGA